UAUUCUAGUAAUACCUAGCCAUCAAGUGAACAGCUGAUUUCUGUCACUUGUACUCUUCUUCUCGAAUAUAAACAAUUAAAAUCCCUCAACUAAUAUUCAACUUCAACCAAUUUCUGACGUUCCAUCAAAUUUUCAAGAUAUGGACGCCGAGAGGAACAGUUCCAGUUCCGGUAGGAUCGGCGAACGGCAGAUUACCCGCUGGCGACGCGAGCAUCCGGAGGAUGCACCCGUCGUCAACUCGUCGAAUAAGAUCGAAAGACCGCCGACAGGUAUUGUGAGACCUCAGAGCAAGUACGAGCGACCGAGGUCACGUCGAGGACACAAGGAUGAAUCUUCGGAGUACGUCAACUCUGCCACCUUUCGCUCGGCGACGCCCGGACGUCUCGCCCUGGCGAGACCGCCAUCGGCGUCCUUUGUAUCCAAUCGUGCACCAACUGCAGGCAUCACCAGGAUGAGCUCCGGACUGAAUCGUUCUGGCACCGGAAUCGCGACUGCCAAACAAUUCAAUGUCAUGGUCGACAGGCCGAUUACGCAGCACGGAAUAGCAGGCAUGCGACCGGGUACCACCAGGGGUUUACCGAUGACAAGACAAAUUCAAGAUAAGAGAUAUUACGAGGGCCUGUUACAACUGAAGAUACGAGAAUUGACGCAGGAAAUCGGGAGGAUAAUGAAGGAUAUCGAGGUGCAAAAUAAGGAGAAGGCCACAUUUCUACAUUAUGACAAGAGGGCCAAGAGUUUGGCUGCAGAACUGACGAAUCUGCAGACCGAAUUAGCGGACUACAAUCUUGUGGUGGAUAAGAUGACCCUAGAUGUGGAUGAGGAAGUGGUCGAGGAGGAAGCCAAGGAGUUGGCGUUGAUGAACGAGCAUAAAACAGCGGAGGUCGAGAGGAUGUUCGAGCAACGGAAGGAGAUGGGACAGAAACUUCACAAGAUGGAAAAGGAUAUUGAGAACGAGAAGACAAGAACGGAACAAAUCAUCGAGGAUAUGGAUCCGCAUACGAGAGAGAAAUAUGACAAUCUGUUCCGGCAGAAGACGGAAUUGCAGGAGCAAGCGCAGCAGAUGCAGCGCGAGUUGGAUCAGUUGUCGAAGGAACAAAUGCAAUUGGAAGAGCAGAUAGCUCUGUCCCAGAUGAAGCAAGAAGCAGUGAAGUUGCAGGUGAGGAUCAUUGAAGCGGAAGAGAAGCGAGACAAGCUGCGGGAGGAAGAAUCCAAGAGAUUGUCACCAGAGGAUGAGAAGGAGCAGCUUUUGCAGAAGAUCAAGCGCGACAAUAACGACAUCGCCGCGACGGAGGCGCAAAUAGCGGAGAAGGAGAAGAAAUUGACGGAACUGGAACAGCAUCUAGAACAAUUAGAGACUGACAUGGAGGACAAUAAUUCGGAGAAACAGACCAAGUAUCAGGAAUUGUGUAAGCGUGAGGAAAUGAUGGAGGAAUUUAUGUCUACGUAUGAGCAAAACAAGCAGGAGGAAAUGGAGAAACUGGAGAAGCUCGAAAGAGAGAUUGUCGACAAGUUAGAGGCCGUGACAAAUUCGAUAGAGAACAAUGAAUAUCUCACGGAAGCUGAAGAGGUGGCCGUUUUACGCGACAAGUUCUUGUACAAGGAUUACGAGAUCGCACAUCGUGACGAUGACUUUGAAGAGUUGAAGAAGGAUUACGCGACCAUGCAACAAACAUUCAAUAGGCUGAGAAUCCUGGAGGAGAAAUUGCAGGUGGAGUCCAAACAGUUGAAAGAAAAACUGAAAAAACAACAGAGUGAAUUGAUUGUUCUGGAGGAUUUGGAUGGCUUGAAAACGCGAAAUGACCACGAGCGAGAUGAAUUAAUCACGGAACGCGAAGGACUUGUGACCGAGGAAACAGUUUGCGAGAAUAAACUUAAAUCAUUACAAACAGAAUAUGAUAAGCUUAAAGAGCGAUUGGAAAAAUAUCCGAUUUAUCCAGAGAUCAGUAGCCUGGAAGAAAAAUUAGAUAAAUUGAAAGAAGACAAAACAACAAUCGGAGAAUUCAUAACAAAGGAAAAGGAGCGCGUCAAUUACGAACCGCUUAAAGAAAAAGCCUUUAAACUAAUUAAUAAUUAUAGUACGACACUUCAAGAGAAUUUAAAAUCUCUUUAUUAAACGAUGAUUUUAUUCUCUCUUGAGAUAAUAAAAGCUUUACUCGAAAACAAUAAUAAAACAACUAACAGUAACAAGAAAACGAUAGAAAUUCUCAGAAUUAUAGAUUUUAUUACCUUGUCAUUGUACUUUUUAUUGUGAUAUUGUUAUUUAAGAAUUCCUAUCGUCCACCUUUCUUAUUAUGUUUUAUUUAUCUUUGGAUUAUCGUUAUUUCACAUGUAUUAGUUCUAAUUUAAAGAUUACUAACGUUUAUUUUAUUCUUAUCCUGUUCAAACUCUGGAGGAAGUGGAACUUUAUUUGCCUGUAGAAACUGAAUAAAGUUUUUCUUGAAUUUUU
This is a messenger RNA of Nylanderia fulva, 2446 nucleotides long. RefSeq names its product intraflagellar transport protein 74 homolog. NCBI's taxonomy places the organism in Eukaryota, Metazoa, Arthropoda, Insecta, Hymenoptera, Formicidae. Gene Ontology annotation, cellular component: cilium; intraciliary transport particle B. Gene Ontology annotation, molecular function: beta-tubulin binding. The record is from RefSeq and is a predicted model, not a curated record. Gene Ontology annotation, biological process: cilium assembly; intraciliary transport involved in cilium assembly.